Messenger RNA from Saprolegnia parasitica CBS 223.65, 1639 nucleotides. RefSeq lists its product as hypothetical. NCBI's taxonomy places the organism in Eukaryota, Oomycota, Saprolegniomycetes, Saprolegniales, Saprolegniaceae. Gene Ontology annotation, biological process: mitochondrial respiratory chain complex assembly; programmed cell death. The transcript has 6 exons. The coding region runs from base 341 to 1639 and encodes 432 amino acids. The record is from RefSeq and is a predicted model, not a curated record. Gene Ontology annotation, molecular function: protein dimerization activity; NAD(P)H oxidase H2O2-forming activity; FAD binding. Gene Ontology annotation, cellular component: mitochondrion; cytoplasm.
UAAUAAUGCUGCGAGGAGCCUUCGUGGGCCGCCGCGCGGCCGUCGCGCUGGGGGCGGGCCUCGCCUCUGGUCUCUGCAUGCACGAGGGUCGGAGCCGCAACGACGAGCGCCCGCCAUCCAUCGUCAUCGAGCAAGCUGAGGCCGCCGAAGCCACUGAGGGCGCCGUCCCGCGGCACUACCCGUACGUGAUUCUCGGCGCGUGCACCGCCGCCCACGCUGCGAUCGAGGCCAUUUUGCAGCAGAGUCCGCUCGCCGACAUUCUCAUGAUCAGCGAGGAGACCCACUUGCCGCGGCUCGACGCGUCGCACGACAUGUCGACUCCGCUCUCAGGAACGCGCUCAUGGAUUCGUACAACGAGUGGCGCCGGUACAUCACGCCACGCCUCGACGACGAGCACGCGACGCCGUCCGUCUCGCUCGUGCUGGGCAUGCACAACCUGCAAGUCGACGUGGAGCGAAAGCGCAUCACGCUGCCCGACAAUGCGCUGGUCAUCUCAUACGACAAGUGCCUCAUUGCGACGGCGGGCCGACCUCGGCCGUUGUACGUCCUGGACAGCUCCAAGAUCUCGUACGCGCUCCGCGACAAGGUCAACACCGUGACGACGCUCUCUGACUUUGCGGCGCUCGAUCGGCUCUCGACGCGCAUGGCGAUCACGUCCGUGACUGUCGUCGGCGGUGGCUUCUUGGGCACCGAGGUGGCGGUGGCGCUUGCAACGGACCCCCGGAACAGCCACUUGCAGGUGCAGCAAUUAUUUGUUGACGACCAAGGGCCGUGCGCGCGUCACGUGCCGGCGUAUCUGAGUGCUGAAAUCACGCGCCGGCUGCAGGCGUACGCCCACAUUGACGUGCACACGCACACGCUCGUGACAAGCAUCAAGCCCGACACAGCGACAGGCGGCGUGCAUCUCUCGUGCAUGGGGGCCGCGACCGCCGACGUCGUCACCGACUAUGCAGUGCUCGCGUCGACGCAGAUCGAACCGGACGUCGAGUGCGGGCACUUUGAGGGCCUCGAGAUCGAUGCGCUGCACGGCGGCAUCGUCGUCAACGCGCAGCUGGAGGCGGUGCGGGACCUCUUUGUCGCGGGCAGCGUCGCGAGCUACUACGAUUCGUUUGUCGGCCGGCGCCGCGUCGAUCGGUACGACCAUGCGGUCAACAGCGGUCUUGUGGCGGGCCAGAACAUGGUCAAUGCGACCAAGAAAAUGUACCGGCACCAGCCCAUGUUUCGAAGCCACAUGCCCGGGAUCCACGUGACCAUCGAGGGCAUUGGCGAAAUCGACAGCCGCCUCCAGACGCUCGGCGUGUGGCUCGCGCCACCGAAACAGUUUGGAGCCGACGAGAGUUACCAGCGCGGCCUCGUCUACUACCUCCGCGCCAACAAGAUUGUGGGCAUUUUGCUAUGGAACGCACCCGACUUGCUCGAGAGUGCACGCAACGUCAUGGUGCACAAGCCCACGUACGACCACGUCCAGCAGCUCUCCAAGGUGAUUUCGCUGGGUCCGGACGACUGGCUUCCGACGACGACCAUGCGUGAUGACGCGGUGACGUCGCACGCGUAUCCCAGCCCGCCGUCCCAUGAACCCAACUGCACGAAGCCAUCAAUCCUCGCUGCGUGCGUGUGUCCGAUAAAAAAUUCGCCGUAA